Messenger RNA from Peronospora belbahrii, 396 nucleotides. Lineage: Eukaryota; Oomycota; Peronosporomycetes; Peronosporales; Peronosporaceae. The record is from the annotation of a GenBank genome assembly.
AUGGUCGAUAUGGAACUGGCACUUGAAGAAGAUCAGGAACAGGUCGAGUCGUAUACUGAUGAAAUUGCUGACUGUUGUGAUCGCAUUGAGGCCAUCGAUGAGUUUGUGCGUGAGAUUGAAGCUGGUAAUGUUCCAGCAAUGGGGGACGUUGCUUCCGUCAUGUCCAACAUGGCAGAAGAACGCGAGGAGGAGAAAAAUAUGCUGCAGCUGUUAGGGGAAGCUCGUACGUGUCACGAAGAGCAGCUUCAGUACCUAAAAAUCCAGCUUGGAAGCCUUCAAGAAGAACAAUUGAUGUUACAAAAGAAGAGUUUUCAGAUCAUGUGUGCAUUUGAAUGUGCAGGAAUCUUUGACUGGAUGGCAAGACUUGCUGAAUACAGCACGAUCAAGAUGCUAUAG